This is a messenger RNA of Fomitopsis serialis, 348 nucleotides long. RefSeq lists its product as uncharacterized. The annotation marks the transcript as partial. The transcript has a single exon. Lineage: Eukaryota; Fungi; Basidiomycota; Agaricomycetes; Polyporales; Fomitopsidaceae. The record is from RefSeq and is a predicted model, not a curated record.
AUGGUGGCAGACACAACGGAGUCCGACUCGGAGUCAGAGGACUAUGCAUUUGUGGCCACGGACAUCGAGUCGCACCAGGAGGGCGACCUAGCGCUUGCAGCUCUGGAUGCCGAUGACUGGCUUGGCGAUACAGGCACGACGGUGCAUGUGGCGCGCUGUCGCGAGCACUUCUCGGACUAUCGCACCACGCCGGGUGCGACGUUGAAUGGUGCCGGGUCGACGACGGUCCUAGGUCGAGGAACAAUCAGGAUGAUUGCGGACAUAGAUGGUCAGCAGAAGACCAUAACCCUCAAGGACGUCGUUCACGCACCUGCUAUUCCGCACAACUUGGUCUCCCUCGGACGUCUU